AUGCAGAAGAGUGCUUCUGGUGCUGGAGGAAAGGGAAAUCUCGACGAUGCCGACUUUUAUGACAAUCUUUUUACGGAGCCCGAGAAGCCGACAUCUUUGAAGAAGAGUACGAAGAAGGGCAAGUCUCUGGACAACGAUGAAGAUCCAUUCCUGGAACACGAUCCCCUCUACAUUCUGGGAACUUUGAUAGUCCGGGUUGUGGCUGCUCGAGACUUGCCAGCAGCAUCGAAUGGUGGUGGCCUGGGGGAUUUCUUGUUUGGAGGAGGGAAAGGUUCCGCCAAUCCUUAUGCAUCGGUCAAUUUUGGCUGCAGCACUCAGCGAACGUCCAACCUACAUGACACUCUGGAUCCUGUUUGGCCACGAGGAGAAACCAUGUUCAUGGAUGUGGCGCUGCCUCUUUCCAAUGUGACACACCCUCAUGCCAAAGCUACAUGUACGAAACCCCCAACAGCGGACAACACAAAAGAUGCGGAACCACCAAUCGACGAAACACCUCCAAUACAACCACCAAAAAACCUCGCUGAUGGCUGUGCUUCGCUCGACAUUCCACGUCCAAUUUUGACGGUUGCGCUAUUCUCAGCAGAUGAGAGAGGAAACAACAAAAAAUAUAACCCUUCCAAAGGCAAUGCCAUGUCGGGGGAUUCGGAUGACGAGUUUUUGGGUGUGGCUUCUGUUGAUCUCACCCCACUCCUUACUGGGAAAAAGCCAAUACUCGACUCUUGGUUGCCUCUUUCAGCUGCAUCUGGGUCAAUACGCGUCAAUGUGGAGUACGAGCCAACUGACGUUUCACCUAGUGUUGGUGAUAAGGUCCAGUUUACACGCUUUUGCCAUCCCGCAGAUCUGUUCCCUUUGGUGCCAGGACAGACAUACACAGUACAGGGAGUAGUGGAUGAGGAUCGAAUACUCCUGGGGUAUACCAGCCAAGAAGGUUGGAUCUGCUCGUUCCUGUGCCACAAAAACAUGGUGAUUUGCGUUGAUCGAAAGCACGGCGCGGUAGAGGUCUGCAAAGAAGAAUGGCAAUCGAUUACAGAACGAUUGGCACAUUCGCCAUUGGUUGGGACGGUCCAACAAGCAGUGGAGAAACUUCCAGAAGAGGGUCUGCUUACAAUUGGGGCCAGCACAAUCCAAGGAGGAGCACACCUAAUCAACAGGUGGCUAGAACACGGACUUGACACGGCGGUCGAAGAUGUGGCCUUUGCGACCAACUGGGAUGGACGGUUCAAUCCUGGCGGGGAAGGCAGCAUGGCCAACCUGGAACUGUCGAACAACAACGACACUGCAAACGAAACCGCGGGCAAUACUUCCCCGGCCGAGAACACCUUUUCGCCAGAGACAGGAGCCACAGCAGCAUAUGCACCGACUCCGAGUGCAAAUAGUCAUGACAAAGCUGCGCUUCCAAAUAUGCCAUGUUGCCCAAUUACUGGUGAACCCAUGAUUGAUCCUGUAGUAGCGGGUGAUGGGCACACUUACGAGCGCGCUGCUAUUGAGAGGUGGCUUCAGACGAGUGACAAGUCGCCUCUGACAGGGUCUAUUCUUCUGCACAAGCAAUUGGUGCCUAAUUACGGCCUGCUUUCGUCGCUGCGCGAGCAAGCCGAAGCAGUCAGAGACAAUGCCACUACCCCACAACCGGAAGGAUCAAUUGAUUGAGGACAGACAGCGAGUGAAUGCAUGGACUCGUUCACCCUGGUGGGCCACAUACACAGACGAGAUAGAAGAUCAUAAGCCCUACAGUAGCUAGCCAGAGGUCCAAGUUACUCUUGGCCAUUUUCUGUCUCUACCAGCUCUACAGGUGCAUAAACCGGUUUCCUCUUGUUCCACCACGAGAUUAUACAGGUACGGGAUUGCAUCCCCUCAUACACAGACGAACGAACGCGCCACCCCCAACAUACAGAACUCCAUAUAUUAGAUCAUAACACACUGGGGUCUAAGUUAAUAUGGCCACUAGCCUAUGUGUCUUUCGUUU
Seminavis robusta is the source of this 1963-nucleotide messenger RNA. The record is from the annotation of a GenBank genome assembly. NCBI's taxonomy places the organism in Eukaryota, Bacillariophyta, Bacillariophyceae, Naviculales, Naviculaceae.